GUGAACGAAGUCACGAGGCUACUGUUGUUAGGCAAAACUAUUUUUGGCAAAUGGCAAAAGUCGAAACUAAACCCGGCAAAAGUCAAAACUGGCAAAACUCUGGCAAAACGGCGAAACUAUGGCAAAACUCUGGCAAAACCCUGGUAAAGCUAAGACCCCUGGAGAAAGUCAAACACAGCGAAGAUCAAUCCUCUAAGACUUAG
Ambispora leptoticha is the source of this 203-nucleotide messenger RNA. Lineage: Eukaryota; Fungi; Glomeromycota; Glomeromycetes; Archaeosporales; Ambisporaceae. The record is from the annotation of a GenBank genome assembly.